Nerophis lumbriciformis (worm pipefish) is the source of this 762-nucleotide messenger RNA. Its product is annotated as Rieske domain-containing protein. Gene Ontology annotation, molecular function: 2 iron, 2 sulfur cluster binding. NCBI's taxonomy places the organism in Eukaryota, Metazoa, Chordata, Actinopteri, Syngnathiformes, Syngnathidae. The record is from RefSeq and is a predicted model, not a curated record.
UCCUGUCACGUGACACUCCCGACCACUGUGCCAGCCUCGUAAAAGAACUAAGAACACAUUUGUUAUGGAAAUAUAGAUAAGUGGGAGAUUUCGACGCUAUAAAACCUAGCGAGGCUGUUUUUAAAUGGCGUCAUUCCCCGCCGAUAAAGAGAGCAGCGUUGCAUGGCGACACAUCGGCGCUGCCUCGGAGCUCUCCAGGAAGAGAUGCCGACUGAUGUACUCUCCCCUCGGCCGUCAGUCGGACGUGUGCCUCUUCUUCGCGAAAGGGGAGUUCUUCGCCAUGGACGCCCGCUGUCCACACGCUGGAGGUCCUUUAUGUGAGGGUGACAUUGAGGAAGCUGACGGGAUCCUGCGUGUCUUCUGUCCAUGGCAUGACUACGACUUUGAACUCAGGACUGGGUUGUCAGGGACAUCACUAAAGCAACAAGUGCACGAGGUCAAACUGGAGGACGGUGACGUGUACGUGAAGCAUGCAAGCUGUCUCUCCCUGCAGCCAUUUCCUGUCCAUCAGAAGACCUGAGCUUCAUCAGCUUCAUCCACCUUCGUCGCGCCGCCAAGUCUCUUGAUUACCGGGACGUCAAGUCAGUAGCAAGCACAUUCAGGGUAUUUAUUAGACUUCCCCUCCACCCCCCACCCCCACAAAUCAUAGCCAUCUGAACACAUUACUGAGUCUUAUCUGUCAGUUUUUUUUCAGACUUUGUACUUUGAUUGCAAAAGAACUCAGGCAGUGACCAUAUCAGAGUUGUUUUAAGGAAAUAUCAC